This is a messenger RNA of Asparagus officinalis (garden asparagus), 2081 nucleotides long. RefSeq names its product purple acid phosphatase 23. Gene Ontology annotation, molecular function: acid phosphatase activity; metal ion binding. The transcript has 8 exons. The record is from RefSeq and is a predicted model, not a curated record. The coding region runs from base 167 to 1843 and encodes 558 amino acids. Lineage: Eukaryota; Viridiplantae; Streptophyta; Magnoliopsida; Asparagales; Asparagaceae.
CUUAUUACUCCAAAGCUUCCUACUUCCUUCUGCAAGUAACUAUCCUACUCAUCCCCUUUAAUAAUUCCUAGCAUAUUCCCUACAUUUGUUUCACCAAAAUCCAAACCCCACCAAAACCUUGAUCUCUUCAUCACUUUCAUUCUCCAAAUCCCUUAAUUCCAACAAUAUGAUCCUCAUCUUGUUUCUUCUCUUCAUCUCCUCCUCCUCCUCGAUCCCCACCACCCUUGAAGGCCCAUUUAAGCCCAUUACACGCAGGUUCGACCCGGCCCUUCGCCAAGGCAGCGAUGACCUGCCGAUGACCGACCCAAGGCUGGCCCAGCGGGCCAAGCCCAAUUUCCCGGAACAGAUCUCACUUGCCACGUCAUACUCCCCUACCUCCAUGUGGAUCUCUUGGGUCACAGGGAAAUCACAGAUUGGGUCGGAUGUGAGACCGUUGGAUCCGAGUGAGGUGGGAAGCGAGGUCUGGUAUGGCGAAGAGAGCGGAAAAUACAGGUUCAAACGGAGGGGAUCAUCUACCGUUUACAGUCAGCUGUAUCCUUACGAGGGUUUGCUGAAUUAUACGUCGGGAAUAAUUCAUCAUGUUAGACUACAAGGCUUACACCCAGGAAGAAGAUAUUACUACAGAUGUGGAGACAGCUCUCGACCAGCAAUGAGUAAAGAGCACACGUUCGAAACUCUACCUUCAACCAGCGCAAACGAUUUUCCUCGAAGAAUAGCAGUCAUCGGAGAUCUAGGUCUUACAAGCAACUCGUCGACUACUAUAGAUCAUCUGGCGCAGAAUGAUCCUUCUCUGAUCUUAAUGGUCGGAGACAUGAGUUAUGCUAAUCAAUAUUUAACUACGGGUGGAAAAGGAGUUUCUUGCUAUUCUUGUUCUUUCCCAGAUGCACCUAUAAGAGAGACUUAUCAACCUCGUUGGGAUGGAUGGGGAAGGUUUAUGGAACCACUGACAUCAAAGAUCCCUAUGAUGGUAAUUGAAGGCAAUCAUGAGAUUGAGCCUCAAGCCGGUGGGAUAACGUUCCAAUCAUAUUUGACGAGGUUUGCUGUUCCAUCACAAGAGUGUGGCUCCAACAGCAACUUCUAUUACUCAUUUAAUGCAGGAGGCCUGCAUUUUAUCAUGCUGGGAGCUUAUGUAGACUAUAACCAAACAGGGGCACAAUAUGAUUGGCUAAUGAAAGAUUUAGGCAAAGUGGAUCGGCAAAUCACACCUUGGUUGGUUGCUUCUUGGCACUCACCAUGGUAUAAUAGUUAUUCAUCACACUAUCAGGAAUUUGAGUGUAUGAGACAGGAAAUGGAGGAACUCCUAUAUCAACAUGGAGUUGAUAUUGUCUUUUCUGGUCAUGUCCAUGCUUAUGAAAGGAUGAACAGGGUGUAUAACUAUACACUGGAUCCCUGUGGACCAGUUUACAUAACUGUAGGAGAUGGUGGAAAUAUUGAGAAAGUAGACAUUGAUCAUGCUGAUGAUCCAGGAAAAUGCCCUUCCCAGAAUGAUAAUAUUCCAGAAUUUGGAAGUGUAUGCCAUUUAAAUUUCUCAUCAGGACCUGCAAAGGGCAAAUUUUGCUGGGAAAAGCAACCGGAAUGGAGCGCAUUUAGAGAAAGCAGCUUUGGACAUGGAAUCCUAGAGGUUAUCAAUUCGACUUAUGCCUUGUGGACUUGGCAUCGAAAUCAGGAUAGUUACAAGGAAAAUAGCAAAGGCGACCAAAUCUAUAUAGUACGGCAACCUGAACUCUGCUCUCCUAAAAUUCAGAAAGUCACUUCCCUAAAUAGGUCUCCAAGAAGCGAGGCGAUGAUUUGUUUUUUGCUUAUUGGGCUUAUAUUCAGUUUUUUCUUCCAACAACUCUUCUGACGAGUGCACAACAGAGAGCAUUGAUUCUAUUCAAUAUUGGAGAUAAUUGAAGCUUCAGAGUGUUAAUAAGCUUUUCUAUUUUUCUUCUUUGCUUCUCUUUUCACUCUAUCUCUCUCGUAUUGCCAUUAUACUUCAGGUUUCUCCUCUGAAAGACUGAAAUGCGAUACAGUUGUUUGUUCUAGAGAAUUCCUCUCAUUGCAAUUUCAAGUUAUUGAAUGGGAUCCAACGUAUAUAUGAA